Messenger RNA from Acipenser ruthenus (sterlet), 2751 nucleotides. RefSeq lists its product as uncharacterized. Lineage: Eukaryota; Metazoa; Chordata; Actinopteri; Acipenseriformes; Acipenseridae. The coding region runs from base 239 to 1708 and encodes 489 amino acids. Gene Ontology annotation, cellular component: nucleus. The transcript has 3 exons. The record is from RefSeq and is a predicted model, not a curated record.
GAUACGUCAUUAUAUUUGGGCGGAGCUUCAGAACACAGGCAGAGAGUGAGGUCUUUUCCGUUGUUUUACACACGUUUUAACGGUAAUGUUUAAGACACCGUAAAUAAAUGGUUGCAAUGGCUUGUAUUUUUACUUAUUAGUUAAGUGUUAUAAUACAGCAUUUACGCUGUGUGCAAAUCAUACACCGAUCACGAUCAGUCUAUUGUACGUGCUAGUAAGCAUAUUUGUGCUAAACACAAUGAGUAGUAAAGGCAAGAAAAACAACUGUAAAUUCUCAUUUUCUGAGUUGGAUAUACUUAUCACUGGAGUGACAAAUUAUUAUCAUAAACUUUUCGGAAAAGGCAGGUCAUAUACAACUUCCAUAGAACGAUCUGCAUUCUGGACAGAAAUGACACAUAAAGUGAAUUCUGUGUCGAACGUUAAGAGAAGCAGAAAACAAGUAAGACACCGAUGGGAUGACCUAAAAAGGGUUCUUGUUAGAAGAAUAGUCAAGCAGGGUACACCCCCGGGUGUUAAUGCCGUCUUUGAAGAACUAAAGAAAACUAAAACGAAUAAUGAUCGCAGAUUAAACAAGACCGACGCGAGUUUUGAUGUUAGCUGUGCUGUGGAAGAAUACCCGUAUCCUGCAGCAGGUACAACAACUGCCAUUCCACAUUAUGACAUAGAAUGGGAGAACAGAAGCGAAUCAGAAUCGGAUGAAACCGUGGCAGGAGUCCAGAAAAGAAGAACUUGUAAAUUCUCCGAUUUUGAGUUAGAUACACUUGUGACAGAAAUAUCAAACAAUUACAAAGCACUCUUUGGAGAGGAAAGAUCAGUUACGUGCUUAAGCGAAAGGACAAGAAUCUGGAGUCAAAUAACAGAUAAAGUCAAUUCUGUGUCUGCCAUCAGACGAAGUGAAAAACAAGUAAAACACAGAUGGGAUGACCUCAAAAGGCGGUCCGUCUGUCUGUUAAAUCUGAAGAAGCACCCAAAAGUUAAAACAGCUAAUGUGGAGAUGAACAUUAUUGAAAGAAGAGUUGUAGCUAUUGUGUAUCCUGAGUGCCUCCCACUUCUUGACGAACUUGGAUCUGCAGAGUCAAACACACAAAAUGAAUUUCCAGAAGUGUUUGUAGAAGUUCUAGCUGAUGAUGAGCCAGACAAAGUUGAAGAAAGUCACACUGGACCAAUCAUAAUUGUCCAGCCCCAUGAAUCUUCUCUCCUGGAGGAUUUUACUCCAAGGAUUGUGGGCCCACCCUUUUCAUUGGCACCCUGUUCGCUUUCACAGGAUCAGCACAUGGAACAGGGACACCCUCCGCUGCUGGAUGAAGCGUUGCAGGAUAAGAAAGAGCCACACCAUUAUAUAUAUUAUGGUGAAACUAAUGAGACUGUUGUUAGCCAUGUUAGUGAAGGGAACCAGGUUACUAAUACAGGUUUAUCCGAGCUUAGUAACCAGGUUGCACUACUGGCAAAUCAGAUAGGUCAACUAACAAACCAGGUUGGUGAGCUUGGACGAAUUAUGAUGCAGAGGAACAAUAGUGAGCAGUUUCAAAUGGAACAGAUGACUGUUAAUCAAAACAUUUCAGCCACGCUAAGUCUCCUCACCGCGGUUAUUGCCUCUGGGGCUUUCUCAACAGCCCGUGUAGUUUCUGAUAGCAGUACACAGACUGUUUCCCCUAUUGCAACAACAUGUAAGGACCCAGAGUGCCAGACGUCACCAACAGUAGAAUAAUCCAGAACGGCUGCCUCUUCUAGUGCCAAAAUGUUUCACGCGUAUUGAAAAAUGUGAAAGGCCUUACUCAAAACUAUCAUGUUGAGUUUUAAACAAUACUAUGGAUAGUAGUGGCGUGUUGUUUAUUCAAAGUGAUAUCUGCAUCUGGUCGCGUACCUGCGGAUGACCUGGAAGUUUUUCGCAGUUUGCGGUUCGGGUGCAGGUCAAAUAAAUGUACAUUUCGGGUCUGAAUUUGAAUAACCAAAAAUGUUUUCUGUCAUUUUAGGGUACUCUUCUCUUACCCUUUCCCAAAUAACAUAUUAGAAAGUAAAUGUACAAGUAUUUCCUGCACUAAAGCAGGAUGCGAUUAGGGAAGAGUCAGCUGACUAAGCCGUGUUCGCGCUUGUUUGAUAUGUCGCAAGAUGCUUUAACCAUGUCUGCUUGGUGAUAUUAAAAAUGUUUGUGGAUGAGGUGAAACAAAAGAUAGCGCAGGGUUUAUGUCAUGUAGUUCGAGAGGUAAAUCAGAAGUGAGGAAUUCUUUUGGAAUCAUAGUGAAUGAAAAUAACGAACAUGUGACUGGAUUCGUUGCUUGUAAAACUGCGUUGCUUGUCAUUAUGUCUUUGUGAACACCAGCCACAAAACUGGUACAUCUCUGCGAAAGCACAGGUGUAGCUCCCUUUCAACUGGUGGCACGAAAGGAAUAGACAGGUAUUUUAUAGUAAAGUAGAGAUAGUUAAUAUGUUACAGUGUUAAAAUAUAUCUAGACCACUAGAGAAAGCUACCACGCUGUAUAGCCUAUUGUAUAAACUCGAUCUGUGGAGAAUGGUAGAUAUAUCUGUAUCAAUGGGAAUGUGAGAGCCAGUCGGUGCAGGCAAUAAGUAAAGGACAAACACUUGCGUGUUCGGGUCGUGUUGCAGGUCUUAUUAAAGCGGGUCGGGUCAGGUUGCGGGUUCGAGUCGGGUCCUGUAGUAGCGGGUUUGUUUACAGUAAAAUCAAAAUAAUUGCCAGGUUUAUUAAAAGUCAGGGAGUUGAUCUUUAGGGGUACAACAUGAGAUAACAUAAAA